This is a messenger RNA of Anastrepha obliqua, 1724 nucleotides long. It is a transcript of the gene AP-1mu, whose product is annotated as AP-1 complex subunit mu-1. Gene Ontology annotation, biological process: intracellular protein transport; vesicle-mediated transport. The transcript has 3 exons. Lineage: Eukaryota; Metazoa; Arthropoda; Insecta; Diptera; Tephritidae. The record is from RefSeq and is a predicted model, not a curated record. Gene Ontology annotation, cellular component: clathrin-coated vesicle; clathrin adaptor complex. Bases 226 to 1506 code for a protein of 426 amino acids. Gene Ontology annotation, molecular function: clathrin-cargo adaptor activity.
UGACGUCGUCAGUGCAAUUUGUGUGGCACCUGGCUAAAAACUUCAUUUGUGAUUUAAUUUUCAAAAGCCCUAAAAAUUAUGUAAAUUUGCUUCACAAUAUAGAGUCCAACCGUUAAUUAAUGUGGAAAUCGUUAAAAGUGUAAUCGCAAAACGGUUGGCGUACAACUGAGUCAUAUCCCGAUUCGCUUACUAUUAUUUUGGUUCGUUUGAAAAAAAGGUGCAGCAAUGUCUUCAUCAGCAAUAUAUGUUCUUGAUGUCAAAGGCAAAGUUUUGAUAUCCCGCAACUAUCGGGGAGAUACCAUGGAUAUGGCGGCUAUCGACAAGUUUAUGCCACUGUUAAUGGAACGCGAGGAGGAGGGUCUUAUAACGCCUAUACUGCAGACGGCUGAUAACACCUUUGCGUAUAUCAAGACGAACAACCUUUAUAUUGUUUCAACAACCCCACGCAACAAAAAUGUUAAUAUCGCACUGGUAUUUGUUUUUCUGCAUAAAAUUGCACAAGUUUUUGUGGAAUACUUCAAAGAGUUGGAAGAAGAGUCGAUUCGCGAUAAUUUUGUAAUAAUAUAUGAAUUACUUGAUGAAUUGAUUGAUUUCGGUUACCCGCAGACGACGGAUUCAAAAAUAUUGCAGGAGUACAUUACCCAAGAGGGACAUAAAUUAGAACUCCAACCCCGUCCACCGCUAGCUGUUACCAAUGCAGUCUCUUGGCGUUCUGAAGGAAUAAAGUAUCGCAAAAACGAAGUAUUUCUCGAUGUGAUAGAAUCGGUGAAUCUAUUGGCUAACGCUAACGGAAAUGUGUUGCGCAGUGAGAUUGUCGGCGCCAUUAAAAUGCGUGUGUAUUUAUCUGGAAUGCCAGAAUUGCGGUUGGGAUUGAAUGAUAAAGUAUUAUUCGAGAGCACUGGGCGAGGCAAAUCUAAGUCAGUAGAAUUGGAGGAUGUAAAAUUCCAUCAAUGCGUACGUUUAUCACGUUUUGAGAACGAUCGUACUAUAUCGUUUAUACCACCAGAUGGAGAGUUUGAGCUGAUGUCCUAUCGACUUAACACUCACGUAAAGCCUUUGAUUUGGAUUGAAUCUGUCAUUGAACGUCAUGCACAUUCCCGUGUUGAAUACAUGAUAAAGGCAAAGUCGCAAUUCAAGCGCCGUUCCACUGCUAACAACGUUGAGAUAGUUAUUCCCGUUCCGGCAGAUGCAGAUUCUCCUAAAUUUAAAACAACAAUAGGCAGUUGCAAAUACGCGCCAGAGCAAAAUGCUAUUAUAUGGACGAUUAAAUCAUUUCCCGGCGGUAAGGAGUACUUAAUGCGUGCACAUUUUGGUCUGCCAAGCGUUGAAAGCGAAGACAAUAAUGAGGGGAAACCACCGAUACAGGUACGCUUCGAGAUACCCUAUUUCACCACAUCGGGCAUACAAGUGCGCUAUUUGAAAAUUAUUGAGAAAAGCGGUUAUCAGGCGCUGCCUUGGGUGCGCUAUAUUACUCAAAAUGGUGAUUAUCAACUGCGUACCAAUUAACCUGCCCGGCGGAGGAAAUAUAUUUGUACUAAUAUGCACUCUGCAAGACGUUAAAUUAUUGCAGUAAAAUGUUUACUAUUAAAUUUUAAAGUGUAUUUUUUUCAAUUUAUUUGACACUGUAUUAGCUGAUGAAAUUUUCAGCAAAAAUAUUCAUUCCGUUCAACCAGAGUUGUAAUGAUCUACAUAUUAACAACUACUUUGUUUUAAACUUAUUUAAA